GGGACGGAGGGGACUAGGAGCUCAUAAUACAGUUAUAAGCGUAAAGAAAAACCUCGUUUGAAGCGCGAUUCUCUGUGGUGGUCGGGAGUGAUGAGAUCUGCAACUGUAAAAUGCAGACGUUGCCUCAGUCUUUUGCUCCUCUAUUACGUGCCAAGAAAGCAACCAACGAAAAUCUAAGUAUAAGGGGCUUCUUCUUUGUGAUGUCCCUGUAUAUAUAUAUAUAAUACUGUAAAUAUGGAUGCCGGUGCUUUGCUUGCCCUUCCGGAGAGGAAGUAGCCACGUAGAUGCUGGUUGCUCGUGACGGAGCUUCGGUGACCUUUCCUGAGGAGCUGCGCAGAAGAAGAACCAGUCUGCGGGAGAAGUGCUUAAAGGACAUGGGAACACUGUGGUCUGCGCUGCUGUUUUUGCCGUUCCUCCAUUACUGAGAAGCACUACUGGAGUUUUUCCCAUUUGUUUUUUGCUUUUACUUCUGAGAUAUGCAGCGUUAUGUUUUUGCACGGUAAAUAGCAAAAUGAUAUCAAAAAGAAAGGCGGAUCACCUGGAGAGAACAGCAAAGGACUUUCGGCAGGAGGUUAUUUCUAAAGCAAAAGUGUGUGGAAUCACCAAUGAAUCUGAAACAGUUAAAAGACUCUGUUUGGCAGUCACAGAUAAAGAGUUUACUUUUAAAGCAGGACAAUGGGUAGACUUCUUUAUUCCUAGAGUUGCUGUAGUUGGUGGAUUCUCAGUGUGUUCAAGUCCUGGUCUGCCGGACCAAGGAGUAUUGGAACUAGCAGUAAAACAUACUCCUGCUCACUGGAUUUACACUAAGUGUACCCUUAACUCAGAGGUGGCUUUGCGAGUGGGAGGCAACUUCUUUGAUCCUCAACCAGCUGACUCUCCUUCAAACCUAGUGCUCAUUGCUGGUGAAGUAGGGAUUAACCCUUUGUUUUCUAUACUGCUUCAUGUCGCAGACCUUCAUACAAUUCGAGAGAGAAAAGGAACUGGGUACAAAAUGGGAACGACAAAUCUCUUCUACUGUGCCAAAAAUACUCGCGAGCUGUUAUUUAGGAAACAUAUCCUUGGUUUGACAAAUGCAUUUCUAGGAAAAAUCACAUGCAGCUUCCAUGUUACUCAGCAGAGUUCACCAGUCUGUGAAAAACUUCAGCCUCAUAUUAAGGAAGGAAGAAUAUCUGCAGAUGAUCUAGAACAAUGUAUCUCCAAGGAUACUUUGUGGUAUAUCUGUGGUCCACCUCCAAUGAUAGAAUCUAUAUCCAAGCUGCUAGCAAACCUUGGUGUGGCUCAAGAUAAUAUUUUGUUUGAACAGUGGUGGUAGUACAUAGCAGUCCAGCAGAAAUUAAAAAUAAAGAAAAUGGAAUACACACACACAUAUAGAUAAAUACUGAUGAAUGUUAAGAGUUUACAGAAAACAUACUUUUCCAUUUGCCCCAAUGAGACUUUUAUGUAUGGAAUUAUGUUAACUUAUUCUAAUUUUGGCCACUCAAUUGUGAAAAAAUAAACACAGUACACGUUAUA
This is a messenger RNA of Rhineura floridana, 1512 nucleotides long. RefSeq names its product oxidoreductase NAD binding domain containing 1 (gene OXNAD1). The record is from RefSeq and is a predicted model, not a curated record. Gene Ontology annotation, molecular function: oxidoreductase activity. NCBI's taxonomy places the organism in Eukaryota, Metazoa, Chordata, Lepidosauria, Squamata, Rhineuridae. Gene Ontology annotation, cellular component: mitochondrion.